CCAAACAAACAUCCCUAUAAAAUCCUCCUUUGUUUCUCAAUCAUCUCUUCAGGUACCCUCUCCUCUCCUCUUCCGUUCACAAACACAAAACACAAGCCUCUCUUUUUGUUUUCCAAAACUGGACAAAAACAAGAAGAAUGUCUCUAACUAGCAGUUCCGUAAUCCCUACCAAAUCCUUGAUCCCCUCUAACAAGCCCCAUCAUCCUUGUUUCUUCACCACUAAACCUUCCAGAUCCAUCCUCCACAUCUCCGCUGUACACUCAGCUGAUCCUUCCAAAUCACCAUCACCCAUUAAAACACCUGCAGCAACAUCCACUAAAGCAGCAACCGUUGCUCCAACAACCAAUGUGGGUACUGGGAAAUGGACUGUUGAAAGCUGGAAAUCCAAGAAGGCCUUGCAACUCCCUGAAUAUCCUAACAAAGAAGACCUUGAUUCGGUUCUCGAAACCCUCGACGCCUUUCCUCCGAUUGUUUUCGCUGGUGAGGCCAGGAAUUUAGAGGAGAGGCUCGCUGAGGCUGCUAUGGGCAAUGCGUUUUUGCUGCAAGGAGGUGAUUGUGCUGAGAGUUUUAAAGAGUUCAAUGCUAAUAAUAUUAGGGACACUUUCAGGAUUCUUCUUCAAAUGGGCGCUGUUUUGAUGUUCGGUGGUCAAAUGCCCGUUAUCAAGGUGGGGAGGAUGGCAGGGCAGUUUGCGAAGCCAAGAUCGGAUCCACUGGAGGAAAAAAAUGGAGUGAAAUUACCAAGUUACAGAGGGGAUAAUGUGAAUGGAGAUGCUUUUGAUGAGAAGUCAAGGAUACCUGACCCACAGAGGAUGAUCAGGGCAUACUGUCAAUCAGCAGCCACUUUGAAUCUCCUCAGGGCGUUUGCUACUGGUGGUUAUGCAGCUAUGCAGAGGGUUACUCAGUGGAAUUUGGAUUUCACCGAGCACAGUGAGCAGGGAGAUAGGUACCGGGAACUUGCCCACCGGGUUGAUGAGGCCCUUGGAUUCAUGGCCGCAGCUGGUCUCACUGUUGAUCAUCCUAUCAUGACAACAACUGAGUUUUGGACAUCCCAUGAGUGCUUGCUAUUGCCAUAUGAGCAAUCACUUACUAGGCUGGAUUCAACCUCAGGUCUUUACUAUGACUGCUCAGCCCAUUUUCUUUGGGCUGGUGAGCGUACCAGGCAGCUAGAUGGUGCUCAUGUUGAGUUUUUGAGAGGAGUCGCAAAUCCCCUAGGAAUUAAGGUCAGUGAUAAGAUGGAUCCAAAUGAGCUAGUUAAGCUCAUAGAAAUUUUGAAUCCUCAAAAUAAACCUGGCAGAAUAACAAUCAUUACAAGAAUGGGAGCUGAGAACAUGAGAGUGAAGCUUCCUCAUCUAAUAAGGGCUGUUCGCAGGGCAGGACAAAUUGUCACAUGGGUCAGUGAUCCUAUGCAUGGAAACACCAUAAAGGCUCCUUGUGGGCUGAAAACUCGCCCAUUCGAUGCCAUCAGGGCGGAGGUGAGAGCCUUCUUUGAUGUGCAUGAGCAAGAAGGAAGCCACCCAGGAGGCGUUCAUCUAGAGAUGACUGGUCAGAAUGUGACAGAGUGCAUUGGUGGAUCACGGCCUGUGACAUUUGAUGAUUUGAGUUCACGCUACCACACCCAUUGUGAUCCCAGGCUCAAUGCUUCACAAUCUCUAGAGCUUGCAUUCAUCAUUGCAGAGCGUCUUAGAAAGAGGAGGAUUGGAUUACAACCUUCUAUUGCACCGGCAUUGCUGUAGAAUGACUGCCAAGGCGCAGCAAUAUAUUUGUUCUUUUUACUAAGUUGUUAUUAGUGGCUGUAUUGUGUAUACUGGAAGACAUGUGAUGUAUGUUGAGUUAAUUUAUGUUGUGUUGCCUCAUGUAAUGUAUGUGAAUACUGGAGGACAAUGAUAUUUGAGACCUUGAAGAACAUGGAAAUAAAGACAGACUGCAUUUCAAAAUGA
Populus trichocarpa (black cottonwood) is the source of this 1937-nucleotide messenger RNA. RefSeq names its product phospho-2-dehydro-3-deoxyheptonate aldolase 1, chloroplastic. Gene Ontology annotation, molecular function: 3-deoxy-7-phosphoheptulonate synthase activity. Gene Ontology annotation, biological process: aromatic amino acid biosynthetic process. Bases 138 to 1733 code for a protein of 531 amino acids. NCBI's taxonomy places the organism in Eukaryota, Viridiplantae, Streptophyta, Magnoliopsida, Malpighiales, Salicaceae. The transcript has 5 exons. The record is from RefSeq and is a predicted model, not a curated record.